Messenger RNA from Heterocephalus glaber (naked mole-rat), 1673 nucleotides. The record is from RefSeq and is a predicted model, not a curated record. Lineage: Eukaryota; Metazoa; Chordata; Mammalia; Rodentia; Bathyergidae.
ACAUAUGUGGGGGUUCUGAUGAUGUGGGCUUCUACGGGAAAACUUGGGCCUGCUUAUAAUUUUAUCAUUUAUUCCAUGAUCUGUACAGCUCUGUUAUGUACCUACAACAGUAAGUAGGAAUCUCCUGGCAGAUGAUGGCUGGGAGAGUCUUGGAGAAGUUAGACGCUCUGGAUACGCGGGCGAAGAUUCUCCUGGACAGACGAGCAAAGCAAAACAGGCUUCAGAAUGAGGAGAGAGGAAAGACCUUGGUUAUACCCUUGACAUUUGACUUUCCUUUGGAGUGUGAAGAGGCUAUGGCUGCAUCCACAGCUAAGACAGCACCAAGGAUCACAGUAGAUAAGUCGUGUGACACUAAGAAAGCAAAAAAGUUUAUCUGCCUCCAAUGUGAACCUGAGCCUAUAAAAAGUGAUUUUGAAAAGUCCAAUUUGAGACUCCAUGUUGUUCCAUCAAAUAUACAAAAUCAAGAAAGUAAGUCAAUAGAUAAACUUGAGAACAAAACCAGUAAAUCACUGGAUUCUACUGGCCAUUUGGAAAAUUCUGGAAAUAGAAGAAAAUAUCCUCCUCCGGUGAAAGUUUUGCAUACAGACAAAAACCAGCCAGCCAUGGAAGACCAGCUCAGUCAGUGUUGUUCGGCAAGAAAGGACAGCUUGCUGCCCCUGUGCUUUGAGGAUGAACUGAAAAAUCCAGAUGCCAAGGUCAUCCAUGUGACUCCGGCAAGGAGCGAACCUUCUCACAAGGAACAAAAUGACAGGAACCCCAUAAUUUUCCAUGAUACACAAUAUAUACAAACAUUAAUUUUGACAAAAAACAGCUUUUCUGCCCACAUUUUGGAAAAUGAAGAAAUUUAUCCAUGUAAAAGGACAAAUUUUGUUUUAGAAAGAAAUUGUGCAAUCCUCAAAUCUUUAAUUAAUGAUGAAUCUAUUACUCUUUCCAAACCCCCAAAAACAAUGCUCACAACAAGGAGAAAAGAUAUACGAGCCAGAUCUUAGGAAAUGGGCCACUGAACCGUAAAGAAUAAACUAAAGAAGAAAACGAAGACUCAGACAUUAGAAAACAGAUCUUGGAGUACACUUCAUAAUUCCUCACAGGCUCUUUCCAGCUUAAUGAAAACAGCUGUGGAUUACCUUGAUAAAAUUGUUACUCAAGAAAGAAGUGCUACAGCUGUCAAGUUUGGAAGAAUACAUUCUAUGGUGAAACCAACAACCCCACGCAAAUUAAGUGCCUUACCUCCCAAAAGUUAUUCAAAGCCUUUAAAAAAUAUACUCGAUGUACGUAAAUUAAAUAAUGCAACACCGCUGGAUGAUUUUUUACAUAUGUCAAAAGAAAAUUAAAUGACUCCCAAAAUUUUAUCUACGCAGCAAUAUUUGGGUGACAAGAGGCAAACAACCAAGUUCCACAAUCUAGAAGAAGUUCUGAUCCAACUAGUAAUGUUCUGAUGGGUGGUGUAAGAAAGAGUGGCCUGUCAACAGUAGAUUCAUCCAGAUUCAUCAGUCAUCAUCAUUCCUACAGUGAAGUCUGAAUCACAAGCAAACAGUGUAGACAAACUGGAAAUUUGCUGUUGGAAGCUGAAUAACAACACCAAUAACCUUGUUCUGUAAUUGGCUAACAGAAAAGAUAAAUAUCAUGUACUUAAGAAAUGUGGAGUUAAUUGUAUAACAGUAUUUUAUAGAAUC